GCUGCCCUAACUGUACUAAAGUAGUGACUCCACCAAGUGUGGGCCCGAGGAAGAAUAGAGGCAAUAACUACCAGUAAAUAUUUCCUGUAAAAAGGCUAUUUAUAACAACCAAAUAAAACAGCUGAAAUUCUAUUAUGUCUCAGGAUUUCAGUGUCUCAGGAUUUCAGUGUGCCACCCUGAGUUUAUCUAUGGCCCCCAUCUGACCCCCCGCCCCUCUUUGUAAACACUGUGGGCGCGCCCCUGUAGCGGACUGUCAUGGCGGCCCAGAUUCGUACUGUCAUCUCGGGUCAGUGGCUGGCGAACGCUGUCCGAACUAAUCUCGUCGGUCCAAAACUUCGCAUUCUCGACAGCUCCUGGUACCUUCCCAAAGCCAAGCGGAACACCAGAGAGGAGUUUGCUCAGAAACACAUCCCGGGCGCGUCGUUCUUCGACAUAGACGAAUGCUGCGAUGAGAGCUCGGAGUUUGACCACAUGCUGCCGACCUCCAGCCUCUUCUCUCGGUAUGUGGGAGAUCUCGGCAUCGGCAACGACACGCACGUCGUCGUGUACGACACCAGCGACUCGGGUUCGUUCAGCGCCCCCCGGGUGUGGUGGAUGUUCCGGGUGUUCGGCCACAGAUCGGUCUCGGUGCUGGACGGAGGCAUGAAGCUCUGGGAGGCUGACGGACACCCGGUGAGCUCCGAGUACAAGAAGCCCGAGCGUAGAGACUUCCAGGCGACCCUGAACGCAUCAUGGGUGAAGAGCUACGUGGACGUCCUGGAGAACAUCAAGACCAAGGAGGUCCAGGUGGUGGACGGCAGGUCUGCUGGCAGGUUCAAGGGUACUGAUCCAGAACCCAGAGAUGAUACCUUGCCUGGACAUUUCCCCGGAGCCAUCAACAUGCCGUACACAACCUUCCUGGAUUCUUCCGGAAAACAUCUCGAAACCGAGGCCCUGGCCAAGCUCUUCAAGGACUCUGGGGUGGACCUGGAGCGUCCUCUCUGGGCUUCCUGCGGUUCUGGAGUCACAGCGUGUCACAUCAUCCUGGCUGCUCAUCGACUCGGACACCCGGGGGUCCCUCUUUACGAUGGUUCUUGGGUUGAAUGGUUUAAAAGGGCGUCUCCAGAGAACAUCAUAUCGGAAGGGGAGGGAAAGAAGGUGUAAGUGAUAGAACCAUCAGCAGGGAUGGUGCAAGACUAAACUAGCUUUUAAAGAGAAAGCGAUGUGUUCACUUCAAAAGAGAAACAGUGGGAUUAGCCUUAAUUUGAAUGUUGUUAUUGCUGUGAGGAUCUGUGAGUUUUAUAUCUGUACUGGUCUAUUUGUGUAGGGACAGGUGAGGGUUUCUACAGUAAAAAAGCCUUACAGAUAUAACUUCUUAUCACAGCUGCUUAUUAUUUCAAAGAUUAUGAUUUUUUUUUCACUUUCUGGAAUAUUAUGAUAGGAUUUUUUUAUUUUCACAAAUGUUACAAUUAUUUAGCUGUGGCAGCCAUAAUUAUGUCUGUACAAAUCCAUUAAUUACUUUCCCUUUGGUCUCUGGUUCAUGAGAUAUUUUGCUAACAUUACAAACACACCCACCUUUUUAUUACCUGCCACUUAUGACAGUGUCUGAAAAAAAUAAAGAUCUCCCUUAAGAACAAGUAAUAUAUAUUUUUUUCAGUGCAAAUUCCAAUUAAAACUAGCACUUUUACUGAAAUAAUUUUGUACAUGUUCUGAGUGUGACUUGUACGUCACAAUUUGCAGCUUUACAGUGAUUGUUUAUAAUGAACAUGGAAUCCUAAAGGCAUCUUAAUGUGAAAAAGAAUGAAACUACCAAGUAAGGGUUCAGUGCUCUGAAAAUUGCCUUAAUAAACAAUAUAAGAUGUUUAAUAAAUGUUGUGCUGUGACAUUUA
Molecule: messenger RNA, 1868 nt
Organism: Austrofundulus limnaeus
Lineage: Eukaryota; Metazoa; Chordata; Actinopteri; Cyprinodontiformes; Rivulidae
Product: 3-mercaptopyruvate sulfurtransferase
Exons: 2
Coding region: 256-1143 (295 amino acids)
Cellular component (GO): mitochondrion
Molecular function (GO): thiosulfate-cyanide sulfurtransferase activity
Source: RefSeq, a predicted model, not a curated record